GAGGAGCAUGUUGUGACCACCAUGUCGUUAGAGAUGGAGAAGACCAUCACCAAAAUUAUGUACGAUUUCCAGAGGAACUCUACGUCUGAUGACGACUCUGGCUGCGCCCUGGAGGAGUACGUGUGGGUGCCUCCUGGCCUCAGUCCUGAGCAGGUGCAUCAAUAUUAUAACUGUUUACCCGAGGAAAAGGUCCCCUAUAUAAACAGCCCUGGAGAGAAGUAUCGCAUCAAGCAACUGCUCCACCAGCUGCCUCCGCAUGACAAUGAGGUGCGCUAUUGUAAUGGUUUAGACGAGGAAGAGAAACGUGAACUAAAGAUCUUCAGCAACCAACGGAAGAAGGAUAACUUAGGCAGAGGCAACGCACGCCCCUUUCCUCUCACCAUCAAUGGGGCUAUUUGUGAUAAGUGUGGCGGUCAGAUAAACGGAGGGGACAUAGUUGUUUUCGCUGCUCGAGCCGGCCAUGGGAAGUGUUGGCAUCCCCAGUGCUUUGUGUGCAGCAUGUGUGAGGAACUACUGGUCGAUCUCAUCUACUUCCAUCAGGAUGGCAAGAUCUACUGCGGCAGACACCACGCCGAGAGACUCAAGCCCCGCUGCUGUGCCUGUGAUGAGAUAAUCUUUGCUGAUGAAUGCACCGAGGCGGAGGGCAGGCACUGGCACAUGAGACACUUUUGCUGUUAUGAAUGUGAGACUACGCUGGGGGGACAGCGCUAUAUUAUGAAGGAUGGCCGACCACACUGCUGCAACUGCUUUGAGUCCCUUUACGCAGAGUACUGUGAUGCCUGCGGAGAGCACAUAGGAAUUGACCAGGGCCAGAUGACUUACGAUGGGCAGCACUGGCAUGCUACCGAAGAGUGUUUCUGUUGUGCACACUGUAAGCGCUCCUUGUUGGGACGUCCCUUUUUGCCCAAACAGGGUCAAAUCUACUGCUCACGGUCUUGCAGCGCUGGACAAGAUCCAGAUGAGUCCGAUUCCUCAGACUCAGCCUUCCAGAGUGCCCGGUCUCGUGAGUCCCGUCACAGCACUAAAGUCGGUAAAAAGGAACGCCGUAACGCAGAGCAGGAGCGCAGGAGCGGCGAGGGUCGGCAGUCUGCUCCUCCGAUGCCCGACCGUCUCUCUGCCGAGAUCGACCCACUGUCUGUGCAGAUGGACCGAUUGAGUGUCUCCUCCAGUCAAACUCCCAGCAGGACACCCACCCGCACCCCCAACCGCACCCCAAGCCGCGCCCCGAGUCUGAACCAGGUGUGGAUGAGUCGCGAUGAUCCGUAUGUGCCUUCAGCCUAUGAGGGCCCUCAAAGAGACCCCUCGCCUACACCCGCACCCAUUCAUAUGCUGGGACCCAGACAAGGCUACAACCCAAACACCAAUGCCCACCCCCCAGCUCAGAGUCCAGGGAACCCAGGCAAGAGGCCAGACUCAUGGGGCAAGGAGCAGGGCAAUGCCAAAAGGACGCCUAUGGCAGCACUGAGGGGACAUUCCUUUAAUGAAAACUGGAUGCACCACAGCCAGGAUGAGUUUAGGCCCAACAAACUCCGCACACAGAUGAGCUUCAAUGAAGCGUCCAGUCAGAACCAGGGCUUCUCUGACAAAAGGAGCAUCAGCCUGGGCUUCCAGAGGGAUGGCAGGCCCCCACUGACCCGAAGGAACCACAUCACAGCUAUGAGCUUCAAUGAGCCGCUCACUCCUCUGGAGCAGACGCCACGAGGAUCAAUGGACUCAAUUACUAUGUCCAAUACUGCAGGUAACUCUCUAGAUGGGGGCAGUAAGCGUCAGGAGCAUUUGUCCCGGUUCUCUAUGCCAGAUCUGAGUAAGGACUCUGGAGUGAACGUAUCCGAGAAGAGCAACAUGGGCACCCUCAGCUCUUCAGUCCAGUUUCACAGCACAGAGUCCCUGUCAUCCACUCGGCCUUUCAGUAAUAAUAACAUGUACACUCCUCUCAGAGUGGGUUACCCUUUGGGGUACUGGGAUGGCCCACAGCCCCUCAGUUUUGAGAGUAAAGGUCGUGUUGGCGUGAUGGGCAGCAGUGGGAACCUGCGCAUGCCUCCACUGAGUGACCGAAUGCCCCGGCGGCGUCUGACCACUCAGGACUCAGUGUCUCAGCAGCAGCCUCCACCGCGGCGCCGCAAACACCACAGAGGAAACGGGCAGCACCGCAGCGGGCGGCACAAGCGCUCACGGCGUUCUCGCUCAGACAACGCCCUGCACCUGGUGGCGGACCGCCCCACUCACCAAGUGGAGCCCCCAUACCGCAGGGUGCAAGAGGACUAUGACCGCUUCCCACCAGGACACAGAGAGCUGUUCAGUCUGGACUCUGCAGGCUACAGGCAGCAGAGGCCCUGUCCCCGAACCACCUCUGACCUGACUCUGCACAAUGCGGGCUGGCCUCCUAUGGGCCCAGCCGGGCCGUGCUGGGGAGAGGGUUACAUGGAGGCGGCAGACCCCUGGUGUUCCAGUUGCUCCUCCUCUUCUGAGUCUGAGGAAGAUGAGGGUUACUUCAUGGGAGAGCCCAUCCCCCGCCCUGUGCAACUCUGCUACAUCAACAAUGAGGAACUACGCCACCGCUACAGCCCAUCUGGGAUCGCAGGACAUCACGGACCUCUGCAUGGACCGAUACAUGGCCAAAUGCACACUCGCCAGCGCAGGAAGAGCAAAAACUGUAUCAUCUCCUAG
Boleophthalmus pectinirostris (great blue-spotted mudskipper) is the source of this 2667-nucleotide messenger RNA. RefSeq names its product prickle homolog 2a (gene prickle2a). The transcript has 8 exons. The record is from RefSeq and is a predicted model, not a curated record. The coding region runs from base 22 to 2667 and encodes 881 amino acids. NCBI's taxonomy places the organism in Eukaryota, Metazoa, Chordata, Actinopteri, Gobiiformes, Gobiidae. Gene Ontology annotation, molecular function: zinc ion binding.